AUGGACUUGUUCAUCACUGCCCAAGAGCCCUUUGCGCAUCAUCCACUCAAGGCCAAAAGCUUCCCUUCGGCUCUGAGCAGCUCAACCGACAAACCCCCCGGUGAUGGUGAUGCAAAGCCUCUUACGCCUCUCCCACCAGUUUCGCAGCUCGAGUUUGAUCUCAUUGUUCAUGAUCCUUGCCAUGACAGCACUCUCACCGGCUCGUGGGAUCCUCUCCCGGCCCCUCUGAACAUUCCUCUCAAUACCUCCAGGGUUCAUCUUCUCAACCUCCUGCGGGAAAAGCUCCCUGUCGUCGAGGGAUCCAGCAAGAAUCGUCUCAGUCGCCAAGUCCGCCGUCCCAAGCUCAUCUCUGCUACGCUGUACUGGACCUAUGGCGGCAAGAUUUACCCACUUGGACCUAGCGACAAGGAGUGGCAUUAUCGCGGUCUCGUCACCAAGACAGACAUCAUGGCUCGCUCUGAGCUUGAGUGGUUUCUUCUCAAGGAGAUGAUGGCUUCGUCUAGAGGAGCGCUCAAGUGCUACAUCUCCGUUCGUGGUGAGCACCUCCAGGCCAAGAAGACCUCUGGCUGGUGGUUCAAAAACAAUGCGUGA
Messenger RNA from Fusarium subglutinans, 591 nucleotides. RefSeq lists its product as uncharacterized. Lineage: Eukaryota; Fungi; Ascomycota; Sordariomycetes; Hypocreales; Nectriaceae. The record is from RefSeq and is a predicted model, not a curated record. Bases 1 to 591 code for a protein of 196 amino acids. The transcript has a single exon.